Messenger RNA from Hansenula anomala, 1851 nucleotides. It is a transcript of the gene CQD1, whose product is annotated as Cqd1p. Gene Ontology annotation, cellular component: mitochondrion. Gene Ontology annotation, biological process: protein phosphorylation. The coding region runs from base 1 to 1851 and encodes 616 amino acids. Gene Ontology annotation, molecular function: ATP binding; protein kinase activity. The record is from RefSeq and is a predicted model, not a curated record. Lineage: Eukaryota; Fungi; Ascomycota; Saccharomycetes; Phaffomycetales; Wickerhamomycetaceae. The transcript has 3 exons.
AUGCAGCUCGAGCCUGCAGCUGACUUGAAACCAAAUCCUAAAGGUGAUACGUAUGAAAAUGGAUUAUUCUUAUCCUCACAGCAAGAAUUGGAAGAUGAGAUAGAAAGCUAUAGAAAAGAUAGAUUGAGUCGUCGUUUAGGAUUCAUCUACAAGAUCAGUUUUGCAUUUCAUGAUUAUGUAUGGGAACCACUUGUCACGAUUGGAAGAUUUGUGGAGUUGACAAUCAUAUUCCUGCCUAUUGUUAUCACUCUUCCUAUUAGUUGGUUUGGUAAAAAGAAAAACAAUACAAGAUCUGGAUCAAUCUUUUGGUAUAAAGUGUUGAGGUUCAGCUUGGAAACUGCAGGUGCUUCAUUCAUCAAACUGGGCCAAUGGGCUGCUUCAAGAACUGAUAUUUUCCCUCAAGAAUUAUGUGAUGAGUUGGGUAAUUUACAUUCAAAUGCGAAAAAACAUCCAAUUAGAUACACAAAGAGAAUUUUGAGCCAAUCUUUUGGAGGACUACCAUUUGAUGAAAUCUUUGAAGAGUUCAAUGAAGAACCAGUUGGUGUUGGUGCAAUUGCACAAGUUUAUUUGGCUACAUUGUCCAAAAAAUUGAUUGAAAAUAUUGAUGAAUUUCAACCUGUUAAAAAGAAGAAGAGAUCAUUUUUAGGAUUACCAUCACUUGCAAGUAAUGAUUCCCCAUCUCCUAAUCAAAAAGUUGCUAUAAAAGUUAUUCAUCCAAAUGUUGCUACCAAGAUUAAAAGAGAUUUGAAAAUUAUGAAUUUUUUCGCUAGUGCAAUUGAUAUAAUACCCACCAUGGAAUGGUUAUCAUUACCUGAUGAAGUUCAAAACUUUGACACGUUGAUGAACUUGCAGUUGGAUUUAAGAAUUGAAGGGUUGAAUCUAAACAAAUUUCAAGAAAAUUAUAAGGAUGAUUUAUUUGUGAAUUUCCCUACACCAUAUUUGAAGUUUUCAAAUAGAUCAAUCCUUGUUGAAGAAUAUAUAAAUGGAUUAUCAAUGUCAAAGAUGUUGGAGUUGAAGAAUUCAAAACAGUUGAAUGAUGAUGUCUCAAAACAAUUAAGUGAUAAAGUCAUAGAUUCAUUUUUACAAAUGUUGAUCUUGAAUAAUUUCAUUCAUUCUGAUUUACAUGCAGGUAAUAUUUUCAUUAGAUUUGUGAAGCCAAAUGAACUACAAACUGAAAUUAUAUCUAAUGACUCAGAGAGGGAUGAAAUCUCUAGAAACUUGAAGAAAGUCCAAAAGGAUAACUCACAGUUAUCAAAAGAAUUGAACAAAUUACAUGCAGAUGGUUAUCAUCCAGAAGUUUGUUAUAUAGAUGCCGGUUUAGUCACCGAACUAAAUGAGAAAAAUAGAGUCAAUUUCAUUGCAUUAUUCAAUUCAUUGGCAGAAUUUGACGGUUAUAAAGCUGGUGAGCUAAUGAUUGAAAGAUCUAAAACCCCCGAAACUGCAAUAGACCAAGAAAUAUUUGCAUUAAAAGUUGAAAGAUUAGUGGACAAGAUCAAACAACGUACAUUCACUUUGGGGACUGUUAGUAUUGGUGAUUUAUUAGAAAAGAUGUUGACAAUGGUUAGAUCCCACCAUGUUAGAAUGGAGGGUGAUUUUGUUAGUGUUGUUGUUGCUAUUUUAUUACUUGAAGGUAUUGGGAGACAAUUGGAUCCAUCCUUGGAUCUUUUUGCAAGUUCGUUACCUAUCUUGAGACAAUUGGGAUUCCAAGAUGGAGGUGGAUUGAUCAAUGAUGGUGAUAAAUUGGCCAUGUUCAAAGUUUGGUUAACUUUGGAAGUUAGACAGUUUAUUAACCUUAGUGUUCAAGAUAUUUAUAAAUUGGUCAAGUCAGAUGGGUUGUGCCCAAAUUAUUAG